GCAGCGGCGGUAGCGGCGGCAGGAGCAGCAGCGGGAGGAGCAGCGGUAGCGGCGGCAGGAGCAGCGGCGGCGCGUGGGCAUGGGGUCGCGGGCAGCGCCCGCCUCCCCGCGCUGAGGGACCAGCGGAUCCGAGCGCAGCCGCGGGAGCCGCCUCUGCUUGUGGCAGCCUGCUGUCACCUUCCCUUCUGGCAAUGGGGAAUGGACUCUCGGACCAGACGCCGAUCCUCUCCAGCCUGCCUUCCUUCCAGAGCUUUCACAUCGUCAUCCUGGGGCUGGACUGCGCUGGGAAGACGACGGUGCUGUACAGACUGCAGUUCAAUGAGUUCGUCAACACUGUCCCCACUAAAGGAUUUAAUACGGAGAAAAUCAAAGUGACGCUAGGCAAUUCGAAGACGGUCACUUUCCACUUCUGGGAUGUGGGCGGCCAGGAGAAGCUGAGGCCGCUGUGGAAGUCGUACACAAGGUGCACCGAUGGCAUCGUGUUUGUGGUGGACUCCGUCGACGUUGAGAGGAUGGAGGAGGCCAAAACAGAACUUCAUAAGAUUACUAGGAUAUCCGAGAAUCAAGGAGUGCCUGUCCUUAUCAUUGCUAACAAGCAGGACCUGAGGAACUCUCUCUCCCUUUCUGAAAUCGAGAAAAUGUUAGCGAUGAGUGAGCUGAGUUCUUCAACUCCCUGGCAUUUGCAGCCUACCUGUGCAAUCAUUGGAGACGGACUUAAAGAGGGACUGGAGAAACUACAUGAUAUGAUAAUUAAGCGAAGGAAAAUGUUGAGGCAGCAGAAAAAGAAGAGAUGAGCUCUUUUUUGACCUUUCUAUUUUAGAGUAGUUACAUGGUCAAAAUUUGACGUAAGACAGCUUCCAAACCCAGGCCUGUUUGGAUGCCGUUAAGCUUAGUUACGUUAAACAAUCAGUUGCACAACCUUGCUGCGUGCAGGAAGGCAGUGCAGUUGUGGAAUUUUUUUUUUUUUUUUUUAACUAGUCUCUUCUGAGUUUUUUGGCUCUGUAUUAUUUCAGAAGCCCUAAUAGAUGAUGUAAUGCUAUCAGGAAAUGGAUGGAUGGGUGGGUAUAUGUGACAUGGAUGUCUAAAUAGCCAAAUAAAACGAGGGUUUUCUGCUUAGUGUUGUACUCAUAUGUUUGAGGGUGCCCUCUGCAAGCAAUUUGCGUUGAAGGUGUUCUGUGUUUUUAAACUUCUAAUGCUCGUAAGUGGAGUGCUUAGGUGAACAUUAUACAGCUUUAAAAACAUGUAUGAAGCUAGUAACCCAUAAUUUUGUUGAGCCUGGUUUUUUACCUUGUUUGAGGAUUUCUAUGAAAGCUUGGCUACACAUGUAGGUUUUUUUCAUUUGGCACUUUUUAAAAUUGAAUCAUGUUCAGUUCAAACACUUGAAGUUUUAAGUGCUGUGGAUUCUUCAGUUGGUAAAAGAAAGACUUUGACAAGUGAAAACUGUAAACAACAUGAUGGAGCAUGAAAAAGUGGUUUCCCAACAUAUAGCAUGUUUUUUGGUAUGUAAGGCUUUUAUUUUUUAGAAAUAGCCAUUCAUCAUUAUACAGUGCUAAUCAGGUUUAAACUGUUACUCAAAAUUAGUAAUUUAUUUCUGAAUGGUGAGUAUUAUGUCCUCCUAGUAUCAAAAGUCAAUGAAUUGCAGUAAAGGAGCUAUAAAGAACAACCAUGGCUGCUGUCUUUCUAACCAGUGCAGCAUUCUUUGCCCUACUGGUGACUUUCCUGGCAAUAUAACAUAGUGAAGUAAAGAUGGAGUUAAAAUUAGUAGAGCACAUCUUGUAUCUCCCCAAAAUACCCCAUUUUAUUAAAGUGGUAUUGCUAUGUCACUUUCAA
This is a messenger RNA of Hirundo rustica (Barn swallow), 1830 nucleotides long. It is a transcript of the gene ARL4A, whose product is annotated as ADP ribosylation factor like GTPase 4A. The transcript has 2 exons. The record is from RefSeq and is a predicted model, not a curated record. The coding region runs from base 192 to 794 and encodes 200 amino acids. NCBI's taxonomy places the organism in Eukaryota, Metazoa, Chordata, Aves, Passeriformes, Hirundinidae. Gene Ontology annotation, molecular function: GTPase activity; GTP binding. Gene Ontology annotation, biological process: intracellular protein transport; vesicle-mediated transport. Gene Ontology annotation, cellular component: cytoplasm.